ACAACCCUCACAUCCUCCAUCCCAAUCCGUACAACACCCAUCAAACAGCACAUACGAAAAAAACAGCGUCCUCCCCACAAGUGAGCGGGUCAUCAUGACACCACUGGUUGUUCCCCGAGUCAUAGACCUUGCUCGUGCCCAUUUUACCCCAGAAUCAACCCGACUCAGCUGCGGGGCAGUCUCGUCAAUUGCGGGGGAUGAUCUACCGACUUCAAGCAAUCACCUUGUUUCUCGUUGGCCAGACUGUUGGUGAUGUUACAUUUUUCGCUGAUCUUGGUGAAAUGUUACCAAUGAUGAUGGAGAUUCGGUGUAUUCCUUUGCCGAAACUUGUGCCGGGUCUGCUCUUUUCUCGUUUGGGAGGGCUUUAUAUACCGUCAUUGGAGCUGAAGUCUUGGUCUUUUUAUCCCCCAACUCUCUUCGUCUUUCACUGAAGUAGUAAAUCUCGUUUAUUCGCCACUCAGUACUCUUGACGCAAUAAUGGACACAGGCAAGGCAUCCGUCCAGAUGGACGAAGGCGAUACCCCCGCCGCCGGUCGUGAGCAAAACCUCGAAUCAUGGGAUUUUAACAACCAAACCGAAGAAUGGCGAAAAGACUUCGACAAGAAACUCCUCCGCAAAGUCGAUAUGCGACUAAUGCCAACUCUCGUCAUCAUGUAUCUCCUCAACUUUCUCGACCGCUCGAAUCUCGCACAAGCAAGACAAGGCUCCCUCGAAGAAGAUCUCGGCAUGUCAGGCACAGAUUUCAACCUCGCCACGUCGAUCUUCUUCGUGGGAUAUUUACUCAUGCAACUCCCCUCCAAUCUCAUCCUGACAAAACUUCGGCCGUCGCUGUACCUUAGUGCUUCGUGUUGUCUUUGGGGCGUGGUGUCGACGUGUAAUGCUGCUUCUGAUAGCUUCACCCACUUAAUUGUGAUUCGGUUCUUUCUUGGUUUUGUUGAAGCGCCGUUUUUUCCGGGGGCGGUGUUUUUGAUGAGUUCGUGGUAUACGAGAGCGGAGCUUACUCGGCGCAUUGCUUGGCUUUAUUCAGGAAAUGCGCUGGCGAAUAUGUUUGGGGGUGUUUUAGGUGCCGCCAUUCUCGGUGAUCUUGAGGGAGCUCAUGGCAUCGCCGGUUGGAGAUGGCUUUUCAUCAUCGAAGGCGUAGCCGCUAUCGGAUUCUCUUUCAUCGCCGCAGUCGCUCUGCCCAAUUACCCUCACACCACCAAAUGGUUGACCCAAGAAGAGCGAGCAUUCGCAGCAUGGCGCUUGGCACAAGAUAUUAGCGAAGUCGACGCCUACGGCGAAAAGACAAUCUGGGACGGUGUCAAGUUGGCUGUACGCGAUUAUCGACUCUACCUCUUCGUUCUUCUUCAGCACGUCAGCUUGAUUUCCCAGACGUUUCAAUAUUUCUUCCCAACAAUUGUUGGAACGCUUGGUUAUGGAAAGAUCACCACCCUGUGGCUCACUGCACCUGCUUGGUUUGCGACUUUCCUCCUCUCGGUCUGCGUAACGUUGAGCUCUGCCAAGACGAAUGAUAGAUCGCUGCAUAUUAUUUGCCUCAUGCUUGUAGCAGCUAUUGGAAACGCGAUUGCAGCUGCGACGACCGUCGUUGGAGCUCGCUUCUUUGCCAUGUUUCUCAUGCCCAUGGGCUCUGUUGCUUCUUAUCAAAUCAUCGUAUCAUGGGUCGCAAACUCCUUCCCCCGUCCCUUGGUAAAACGAUCAGCCGUCAUCGCCAUCUGCAACAUGAUCGGCAACACAGCCAGUAUUUACGGAUCCUACAUGUAUCCCAGCAAAGACGGUCCCCAAUACACCCCAGGUGGAAGUGCUAAUGCCGCGAUCUGUGUUAUCGUCGCUCUCCUUGCUCUGUUACUGCGAUAUGUUCAUAAAUGGGAGAACAAGAAGUUGGAUAAGGCAGAGGCUGAAGCGAAUGCCGUGGCUACUGAGGAUGGAAAGAUCGACAUGGCUGCAGCUACGGGAACACAACGAUCAGGGUUUAGGUAUAUUUACUAGAUGGUUGUCUCAUAGCUAGCAGUUAUUUAAGACAAUCACUCAUGUUUUGAGACGCUUCCUUCGCUCACCGGAACUGCUGUGUUAUUGGUAGAGUGUCACAGACCGCUGGCGGUGUCGGUACCUCAAAAGGAUCCCCAGUAAUGCUUAUCAUAGUCACCCUCCGGCUUCCACAGAGCAGCCGGUGUAUAAACCGGAAUGGGCACAUCAGCUAAAGCAAUAGUCAGCGCAUAUACAUAUAAAGCUCAUCAAGUAACUUACUCCC
Fusarium odoratissimum NRRL 54006 is the source of this 2248-nucleotide messenger RNA. RefSeq lists its product as uncharacterized. Gene Ontology annotation, molecular function: transmembrane transporter activity. Bases 478 to 1986 code for a protein of 502 amino acids. The transcript is spliced from 4 exons. The record is from RefSeq and is a predicted model, not a curated record. Lineage: Eukaryota; Fungi; Ascomycota; Sordariomycetes; Hypocreales; Nectriaceae. Gene Ontology annotation, cellular component: membrane. Gene Ontology annotation, biological process: transmembrane transport.